Molecule: messenger RNA, 976 nt
Organism: Caenorhabditis sp. 36 PRJEB53466
Lineage: Eukaryota; Metazoa; Nematoda; Chromadorea; Rhabditida; Rhabditidae
Source: the annotation of a GenBank genome assembly
AUGUCCGUUCAAAUGCUGCUCCUCAUCUUCUUCGUGCUCUUCGGUUUCUCAUCGGCCUUUUGGAGGACGACGACGCACGUCUGGAUCCCGUUGACCGCCCCACGGACGACUGCGGGACCAGGUCCCCAAGUCAGACCCUCUUUUGCGGUCAUGAAAACGCACAUGCACACGUUCGAAGGAGCUGUAAGGGACCGCAACGAGCCACUCAUUUUGAGGCUGAUCAAUUUGAGUCCAGGUUUGGUGUGUUUAAAACUUUUCUGUACCAGAAUUCUCAAAAAAGGAAAUUGUCCACGUGUUGGAUCGGUGCAUUUCCUGUGAACAUUAGAAAUCCGCGUAUAACUGGAGAACGAAUCAUUUUGGUGUUAUACGUUUAACUGCAAAGUUGUAGAGCACAAAAUUUGCAACAAUUUUCUAGUUGGCCACUUUUUGGAAUACACAAUAGUUGUUGAGAUAAGGGCUGUUGAAAGUCGUCAAACCUUUUCCAUGUUCUGAGGGCUGUAUCUCAACAACUAUUGUGCGUUUCAAAAAGUGUUCAACUGACAAAAUGUUGACUUUUUUAUGCUCUACAACUUUGUAGUUGACAAUUUUACUCUAAAAUUUUUGGUUCUCAAGUUAGACCCAAUUUUCUAGACGUCAUUCUCAUUUCAUCAUGUUUCAGGCUCCAAAAGUAGGUUUAGAGCUCUCCAAAAAUUGCAGUGAACAGCAACAAAGUGGCGCAAGUGUACAACACGUACCAGGGCUACAGUAUCCGCGUCACAUCGGCCAUUUUCGAGGGACACGAUCAGGUGACCGGCGUCGUUUCGCUGCUUUCCCGCGGUCACGGACGAGCCGUCGUUUCGAUCAACGUCGUUUUGCGUCGGGUAGACAGUUUUUGUUGAAAAAAAGGCAUUUUUUGAAGAGAUCUAAUCAUUUUCAGAGCGCCAAUAGUCCCACAGGUUGGAUCAUCGCCGAGGAGCAACAAAAUCCGAUUUAUUGA